Molecule: messenger RNA, 864 nt
Organism: Kluyveromyces lactis
Lineage: Eukaryota; Fungi; Ascomycota; Saccharomycetes; Saccharomycetales; Saccharomycetaceae
Exons: 1
Coding region: 1-864 (287 amino acids)
Source: RefSeq, a predicted model, not a curated record
AUGUCUAGCACAAAAGUUCCUGGCACCUUGCAUCUUUUUAAGGAAAAAAGAGUAGCUUUUGAAUUUGACCCGAUUGGUAAAUCGAAAGCCUUGAUAUUCGUUGGUGGACUUACCGAUGGAUUGUUGACUGUUCCUUAUUUGCAAGGGUUAGCCAAGGCAUUGGAUCCAUUGGGCUACUCUUUGGUCCAAAUUCAGAUAACCAGUAGUUAUAUCGGGUUUGGAACUGGUUCUUUGAAACGUGAUGACGAAGAGAUUGACUCGUUGGUAGAUUAUUUGAAGAAGGAUGGGAGAGAAAUGGUGCUGUUGAUGGGUCAUUCCACUGGAUCUCAAAACACGAUCCACUAUUUGUUGCAUCAUCCGGGCAAGAUUUCCGGUGGGAUAUUGCAGGCAGCCGUUUCUGAUAGAGAAUUUGGUAGCACUGUGAUUCCUCAACCGUUGUUAUCAAAAUUGAAUGCAGAAGCUAAAGCUUUGGUUGAUGCAGGGAAACCAGAGGAAUUAUUGUCUUCGAAGCACGCUGAGUGUAUGUUAGAUACGCCGAUAACUGCUUAUAGAUGGUGUUCGUUGUUGUUGCCCGAUGGUGACGAUGACUUCUUUUCAUCAGAUCUCUCUGAUGAAAAAUUGGAAAUCACAUUUGGUUACAUCAAAGACCCAUUCCUUAUUGCAUUGUCCGAGAAGGAUGAAUGCUAUCCAAAUAAUGGGAAACCGCUUGAACUAUUGCAAAGAUGGCAAUGUUUCGUGGAUAAGAAGUUAUGGUCGAAGAAUUCCGGUCUUAUCAAGGGUGCAACUCAUGCCGUUCCGGAAGAAGAUUCACAAAAGGAGUUAUUCAAAAUGGUCACCGGUUUCAUUAAGGAAAAUGGAUUUUGA